AUGGAGGUCCCGGAGCCACUCAUGGACUGCAACUUUCCGGAGAUGCUUGCAGGUGACUUGGGGCUGUCAGAAGAAGUGUUUCGGUCCAAGAAUUUAACGGCUGGGGCUCCCGCAGCUUCGCUGUCCGGCCAUGGAGGCAGGAGACACAACUCAUUGCAGGAUAGAUCCUCUGGACUGUUAUCGUCGCCCGAUCAACGACACGUUUUGGUACGAAUGAGAUCCUUACAAACCGUGGAAUCUGGCAAUCACCAAUUAGACAUGGCGUCUGGACGAGAAAGAAGGCAAAGCUUUGAGUCGACAUCGACAGACUCGUCGGGCGGAAUGGAGCCUCCAUCGGUAGCUGGGCGUGGCCGUGAAGUAUCGGUUGGCACGGCAGCAACCUCUGUUACGUCUGGCAGGUUUUCCGCCAGUGACAAGUCUAAUUCGCCGAUUGAUAAGAAUUCCAAUGGCAGCUGGACCGAUCUCCAACUUACAAACGACGCCCACCACAGUAGCAGCAUCAACCACAACAGUAGCAACGCCUCUCAGGUGGAGAGGUGCCAAUCCCUCAGCAACAUUCGACAACAGUCCAGCCCACGAUCGCCAUUGGAUUCACCACGUUCCCCACGGGAUAUUGGUGGCGAGCUGCGAACAAUUUCGUUGGGAAAUGGUAAACCUUCCCCAUCCGUCGCGGAGCCUCUGCCUGCAUUCAAGUCGCCAAUGAACUUUGGCACGAGCUUGAUGCAACCAGAGACUCCGUCGUCGUUCAACAGCAGCACCAGCACCAGCACGCGGCCUAAUGGGUUCCCUGCUCGACGUUCAUCACUGACGCAGAAUUCCGACUUUCUACGUGUGUCUUACCAACGCGCCUCUCCUCAUUCGCCGUCUUCAGUCCGCCACAGUUCCAUCAUCAACUCCAAUCUCAUGCCCACAGUCACCCCCACCAGACGACCAAGCUCAGCCGGUAACGCAUCGCCUUAUUCUAGAGACGAUGAAGCACGCAGCAUGUUGUCAUUGAACUCUGACGAUGAAGACGACGAGGAUGACGAUACCUUUGAUCAAUCCGUCGCGACGCCUAAGGAAGUGAAUCAAGUUGCCACACCCACCAUCGUUUCGCCCUUGGCCGAUAUUGAGCGAUGGGUCGACCAGAGCUCUAUUGAGUUUGGCCAUCUGCCAUCGCCGACAAAGGACUUCCAGGGCUCGCGUCUUCAUGUUGCACCAGAGGUACUCGACACUCUGCGCAUAUCGGUGGCAUGUUUUCCAGAGACCAUUCUGACCUGCUCGAGUCUGUCCAUUGAGACUAUCCGCGGCAAUGGCAAGAAAGUAAGAUUCCGCAAACUCGACAUUGCCGAUGACUCGCAGCUCUCCCUCGACUCGCCCGACGCUUCGGCAAAACCGUCAAAAUGGAAGUGGCUCACAACAAAGCGCGCGCCUGAGCCGAGUCCAACCAAACUGCAACCGUCCCAGAGAUAUCUCCCACCGCCCUUGGACGAAGCAAUAGAGCCACAAUCGCAAAAGGCAGUGUGGCAGUCGGUCAAGAACAUCUUUCCCAAGGGAACUGAUCACCUUUGCGACGCUCUCUAUGCCCACAUUCUGGCCUAUAACUACGUUACCUCUCUCUGCCCGCCGUCUACUGUGGUUACCCAGACAGCCCGUCCUGGCUCGAAGCAAUCAAGUGCACCUAGCAUUUCCGACAAGGCCUCACUUCGCUCGGAUAAUAAUAAGAUUCCCCACAAGGCAGCUACCCUCCUCGGUCUUGAAAAUGACCCCUCGACAACUGCUCCGCCUCGAGAUUCGUCUACCACGGCUCGCCCAGACACCAGACGUGGCAAGACAGGCUUUAUGCAAGGCAAACGCGAAAACACCAAGACUUUUGGCUCAGUGGCCAAUCGUACAUCGGAUGAGCACGAUCAGUCCCUCAAGGAUUUGCGAUAUGGCUUGGCAAAAUGCAUUGCGAGGCUGGUCGGCACACUGCGCUUGACGUCGGGCGAACCACUGACACAGUCGAAGAGUGUAAGGCCCGGAGACAUUAAGGAUAUUGACCCCUUAUUCAUUCGCGCGCUGUGUGAAGUUGUUCGAUGCAACGAGGAGGGCUGA
Pestalotiopsis fici W106-1 is the source of this 2076-nucleotide messenger RNA. RefSeq lists its product as uncharacterized. NCBI's taxonomy places the organism in Eukaryota, Fungi, Ascomycota, Sordariomycetes, Amphisphaeriales, Sporocadaceae. The transcript has a single exon. The record is from RefSeq and is a predicted model, not a curated record. Bases 1 to 2076 code for a protein of 691 amino acids.